CGGGACAAAAUGGCGUUGCAAGACUAUGACAAACUUGACCGUGAGUAUAGAUCAAUGGUACCAUGGUCGGCAUUGCAAAGUACCUGCGAAGAGGAAGACCGUAGAAAGUCACCAUUAUCACCACCUGCCUUACCUACCUUCUAUGGUGUCGCCACAACUCCAGUUGGACAAAUACAUCCUCGUGCAAACUCAUAUCCUAUUGCUGGUCGUCAUCCACCACCAGACAUCCGACAUGGAAUCAUGACACAUAAUUCAUCAGGUCAUGAUCAUUCUUCAAGUGUUGGGGAGUUGGAUAGUCCACCAACUAAACGUAUGACUAGAAAAAGGUUUCCGGAAGAAAUAAUAAAUAUUUUACUUAAAUGGUGGAAUGAUCAUUUGAAUCAUCCUUAUCCGAACUCAUUUGAAAUGAGUCAAUUGAUGAUGGUUACUGGGUUGAAUAAACAACAAUUGAGGUCCUGGUUUCAGUAUGCUCGUUAA
This is a messenger RNA of Hemisphaericaspora subhashii, 477 nucleotides long. RefSeq names its product homeobox domain-containing protein. The annotation marks the transcript as partial. Gene Ontology annotation, molecular function: DNA binding. The record is from RefSeq and is a predicted model, not a curated record. NCBI's taxonomy places the organism in Eukaryota, Fungi, Ascomycota, Pichiomycetes, Serinales, Debaryomycetaceae. The transcript has a single exon. Gene Ontology annotation, biological process: regulation of DNA-templated transcription.